UCUGGACAGGAAGGAUUCCUCCAUGCUCGCAGAGGCUGCUGGCGAGCAAGCCCAGGGAGGCCUGGCAGAAGACUUUUGCUGCGAGCGCACCCUGUUCCGAGACCGGUAUAGGGCGGGGCCAAGCAUGGGGUCCGCCUAGGCGAUGGGCGCAGCCAACUAGCGCGCCCGGAGGGCGGGCCGGAUCGGGCUGAGAGGCGCCGGCUGUCACAGGCGCCCAAUGCGCGCUGCAGGUGGCAAGUUGGAGGUGCUGCCGCCACCUCUGCUGGAGAAGCCUGGGUCUGGCGGCCCCUUGCAGCCUCCGGGAGCCCUUUCCCGCCGCUGAGUCCGAGCCCAGACCCGGAAAAAGCCAAAGGGAACAGCCGCUGUGCAGGGACUAGGAAGCAGCGCUCCAUCCCUGCGCCCUUGCUCUACUUUGUUUUUUCCGUGGAAGGUUGUGCCUGGGGGCUGGGAACGGGAUCGGAAAGAAGACGGAGAGGAAGGCUUCUGCUAUCCAGAACAAUCAACCAUGACGACCGAAUCGGGAUCAGACUCAGAAUCCAAGCAAGACCAGGAGGCUGAGCCCCAGGAGGCAGCAGGGCCUCAGGGACAACCAGGGGCACAGCCAGGAACAGAGCCUGCCGGUGGAAGCGGAAGCGGAAGCGGUGAGGAGCCUCCAGCCCUAGAGCAGUUCCCUGAGGCUGCUGCACACAGCACCCCGGUGAAGAGGGAGGUCAGCGACAAGGACCGGGACUUCGCCAUCGCGGCUGCGAAACAACUUGAGUAUCAGCAGCUUGAAGACGAUAAGCUCUCUCAGAAAUCGUCCAGCAGCAAACUCUCACGGUCCCCACUGAAGAUCGUGAAAAGACCCAAAAGCAUGCAGUGCAAAGUGACGCUUCUGGAUGGAUCGGACUACGGCUGCGAUGUGGACAAGCGCUCCCGAGGACAAGUGCUGUUUGACAAAGUGUGCGAGCAUCUGAACCUGCUGGAAAAGGAUUAUUUUGGUCUCACGUAUCGAGACACCGAGAAUCAGAAGAACUGGCUGGACCCUGCUAAGGAAAUUAAAAAACAGGUUCGAAGUGGUGCUUGGCAUUUUUCAUUUAAUGUGAAAUUUUACCCACCAGACCCCGCCCAGCUAUCAGAAGACAUCACCAGGUACUACCUCUGCUUGCAGCUACGCGAUGACAUUGUGUCUGGGAGGCUUCCCUGUUCCUUUGUGACCCUUGCCCUGCUGGGCUCCUACACUGUGCAGUCAGAGCUCGGCGACUACGACCCCGAUGAGUGUGGCAGUGACUACAUCAGCGAGUUCCGCUUCGCACCCAACCACACAAAAGAGCUGGAGGAUAAAGUGGUCGAACUGCACAAGAGCCACAGAGGAAUGACGCCAGCGGAAGCAGAGAUGCACUUCUUGGAAAAUGCCAAAAAACUCUCCAUGUAUGGGGUAGAUUUACAUCAUGCCAAGGAUUCAGAAGGAGUAGAAAUUAUGUUAGGAGUCUGUGCAAGUGGUCUAUUGAUAUACCGUGACCGGCUUCGAAUAAACAGAUUUGCUUGGCCCAAGGUCCUGAAAAUUUCAUAUAAACGGAACAACUUUUACAUUAAAAUCCGGCCAGGAGAGUUUGAACAGUUUGAAAGCACCAUCGGGUUCAAAUUGCCAAACCACCGCGCUGCCAAGCGCCUCUGGAAAGUGUGUGUGGAGCACCAUACGUUUUUCAGACUAUUGCUGCCAGAAGCACCUCCAAAGAAAUUCCUGACCUUGGGCUCCAAGUUCCGUUACAGCGGGAGGACUCAGGCGCAAACGAGAAGAGCUAGCGCAUUGAUAGACCGCCCGGCGCCUUACUUCGAACGCUCAUCCAGCAAACGUUACACCAUGUCUCGCAGCUUGGAUGGAGCGUCAGUGAAUGAAAGCCAUGAAAUAUACAUGAAGGACUCUAUGUCUGCUGCAGAGGUUGGCACAGGCCAGUACGCCACGACCAAGGGCAUCUCUCAGACCAACUUGAUCACCAGUGUGACUCCAGAGAAGAAGGCCGAAGAGGAGCCCGUUGAGGAAGAGGACAGGAGGAAGAAGGCUGAGGAAGCCACCCCUGUCGCAGCCCUCCGGCAUGAGGGAAAGUCACCCAGGCAUGGCGCUGCUGCCUCCCGCCCCUUGCCACCCCCACCGGCCCCUCUUGACCCUGCACCCCCCACAGAGCUCCGCAGGAGGUGCAAGGAGAAUGAAAGCCCCUUUAUGGGUUCUGUGCCGCCUAAAGCUGAACCAGCCUCGGAGUCGGAGUCGGAUGGCCAGGGGAAGGCUUGCCUAGGGGACCAGGACGUGGCCUUCAGUUGCAGGCAGCAGACUGGCAAAGGAGCCACGCUGUUUUCCUUCUCCUUGCAGCUCCCCGAGUCAUUCCCCUCGCUCCUGGAUGAGGACGGGUACCUCUCCUUCCCCAACCUGUCUGAAACCAACCUCCUACCCCAGAGCUGGCAGCGGUUCCUGCCCAUCCGCUCACCCUCCCUGCUGCCCUGCUUCCUCUUCCUCUUCUUCUUCCUGCUGUCUGCCUCCUUCUCCGUGCCAUACGCCCUCACUCUCUCCUUCCCUCUGGCUCUGUGCCUCUGCUACCUGGAGCCCAAGGCGGCCUCCUUGAGCGCCUCCCUAGACAAUGACCCGAGUGACAGUUCAGAGGAAGAGACUGACAGCGAACGGACAGACACCGCAGCUGAUGGGGAAACCAGUGCCACUGAGUCGGACCAGGAGGAAGACGCAGAGCUCAAGGCACAGAAUAGUCUGGUUAAGCGCAUAAAGGGUGAAAAUGUGUAUGUCAGACAUAGUAACCUUAUGUUAGAGGAGCUAGAUAAAACUCAGGACGAACUGAUGAAACACCAGACCAACAUCAGCGAGCUGAAAAGAACCUUCUUGGAAACCUCUACGGAAACCGCCUUAACAAACGAGUGGGAAAAGAGACUUUCCACGUCCCCCGUGCGACUGGCUGUCAGGCAGGAGGAUGCGCCCAUGAUUGAGCCCCUUGUGCCUGAGGAGACCAAACAGUCUUCUGGGGAGAAGCUCAUGGAUGGCUCGGAGAUCCUCAGUCUGUUAGAGUCUGCACGGAAACCCACAGAGUUCAUAGGAGGGGUUUCAUCUACUACUACUACUACCCAGAGCUGGGUGCAGAAACUGGAGACAAAGACGGAGUCCGUCGAAACUGAGGCUGCGGAAUCGACCCCGCCCUCCCAGCCCCUCAGCACUGAGAAGGUGAUACAGGAAACCGUGUUGGUGGAGGAGAGGCGCAUGAUGAAUGUUCAAGGCAGUGGAGAUGCUUCCCAGACAGCGGGGGACGACUCAGACACAGCAGCGGGGGCCACGCCCGCAGAUCCUCACCGUGCGAAAGGGAAGGAGGGCUCUUGUGUGACAGAAGCAGCUAAGGAGGAGAGGGGAGAGGAGGCCGACACACCUGUCCCCGAGCAGGAACAGCCAGCCACGGAGGAGGAGCAGCAGGUGGCAGCCACCCACCCUUCUGAGGCUUUGGAACAAAAAUCUCAUUUUGAGUCAUCUGUGAAGAUGGAGACCAUGAGUGUGGGCAGUGUUUCUCCAGGAGGGGUGAAGCUAGAGAUCUCUACCAAGGAAGUUCCCGUAGUUCACACAGAAACAAAAACCAUCACUUACGAGUCCUCACAGGUUGACCCUGGGGCGGACCUGGAGCCUGGUGUGCUAAUGAGCGCACAGACAAUCACAUCCGAAACCACGAGUACCACCACCACGACACACAUCACCAAAACUGUGAAAGGAGGUAUUUCAGAGACGAGAAUCGAGAAGCGAAUAGUCAUCACAGGGGAUGCUGACAUCGACCAUGACCAGGCGCUGGCUCAGGCAAUUAAAGAGGCCAAAGAGCAGCACCCCGACAUGUCAGUGACCAAAGUAGUGGUCCAUAAAGAGACAGAAAUCACCCCAGAAGAUGGAGAGGAUUGACCAGAGGAGUAACUCAGCUUGCACAGGAACCCUGUCACGUAAACCGUUAGGAAAACCGGAGCCUAUACGGCAUUCCCUCUUCUAACCCAACUGACUUGCAUCUGUCCGUGGAAAAUUCCAGAAGAACUGACCUUGACCGCUAAUGAAAGACACUGGCAGAGAGAUCCUCCCAUAAUAAAGCAAUCCAAAUCAGCACCACUGAACUGAUACUGCAUGAAGCGAUGAUAAAACAAAACAAAACAAAAAAUCACAAAAGAGCCGCACUUUUAAUUUUCACCAAAAUAUCUGUCUUCAACUCUACCUGCACGUUCAUAACCAACAGCAUAAGCCGUGAUCUCAUGUAACACAUCAACAACUCAUGCCUUUCAUAGUUUAUUAUUAAAGCCUCAACAAAACCGAAGUUCCAUAGGUGACAAAUUCUCCGUUUACAAAUAAAUGUUAAUUACCCUGCAAUGCUAUCAACCCGUCUAGGCCCGGUGUGUCAGAUUUACCCCAGAUUAGAUGUGCCAAUAACCAACUUUGUUCAGUAAAUGACUUGAAUCUUGUCCUUGUCUAAUCUGGUUUUAUUAUUCUCACCCAUAAAGCAGUAAUGACUCUCUGACCCUCUAGAAAUACUUAACAAUCUCGCUUUGUGUCUCAAAUUUGUUACAAGGUAGAACUGAUUUCUGGCACUUUGAAGUAAUUCCUACCUAGCCGUUCACUCUGGUCUGCGUUCAGUCCAGAAUGAUUCCCGGAAUUACCUAAGCAAACCUUCACUGUGUAAAUGAUCAUUGUUUGAGGAGGAAAACCUGUAUUUUUGUUAGUUUACAAUAUUAUGAAAAUUCACUCCAGGAAGACCUGUCGGAUGACUUUUGCUUUGUUGUUUUUCUUUCCUUGUGAUUUUUUUUCAUUGAUUUUUUUCUUCUUUUACUUGAACAAAGAAGGUGUUUUAUUUACAAAUCUGGUCCGUAUUUACAAUCUAGUUCAGAGCCAAGCCUUAAACUGUACAUAAUUUCCACUGUAAUUAAACUAUCUAGCGUUUAGUUAUAAAUAGCCUCCAGAAAGAGAUAUUCUCCAUUACGCUGUCAGCUGCAUCACAGCCCGCCGUGAAUGAUGUUAUCGCAUCACGAAAUAAAAAUGGCAAAUGCA
Molecule: messenger RNA, 5044 nt
Organism: Mesocricetus auratus (golden hamster)
Lineage: Eukaryota; Metazoa; Chordata; Mammalia; Rodentia; Cricetidae
Gene: Epb41l3
Product: erythrocyte membrane protein band 4.1 like 3
Exons: 24
Coding region: 506-3916 (1136 amino acids)
Biological process (GO): cortical actin cytoskeleton organization
Cellular component (GO): cytoskeleton; plasma membrane
Molecular function (GO): structural molecule activity; actin binding
Source: RefSeq, a predicted model, not a curated record